UUUAUUUAUUUAUUUAUAUAAUCCAUGGAAGUGUAGCAGCGAGAAGAGUACUGUAUCUGCCAAUGGCGGCGACAUCUCUUGGCACGCCGAGGCUCGGUUCUACGCUAUCUUCUCCGGCCAUCCAGACUCUCCGGAGCUAUAAGUUUCCUGUUCCUUUUCUCUCUUGCCCUCCCUCUUCCGAAUCUCGGACUUACACGAGGUUUUUUUAUUCCAUUGCGUCUCCUCAUCCUAACCGCCGCUUUGUCACUGCGAUUCGGGCGGACUCCGGUAACGGUGCAGACUCGACGCGGCAAUACGACUACGACCUAUUUACAAUCGGUGCUGGAAGCGGUGGUGUUAGAGCCUCUCGCUUCGCGGCCAAUUUUGGGGCUAAAGUUGCCGUGUGUGAGUUGCCAUUUGCUACCAUUUCUUCCGAGUCUGCCGGCGGCGUUGGUGGCACGUGUGUGCUCCGUGGAUGUGUACCAAAAAAGCUUCUUGUGUAUGCAUCAAAAUUUUCUCAUGAAUUUGAAGAGAGCCAUGGGUUUGGAUGGAGUUACGACACUGAACCAAAGCAUGAUUGGAGCACCUUGGUUGCUAAUAAGAAUGUCGAAUUACAGCGGCUGACUGGCAUUUACAAAAAUAUUCUGCAAAAAGCUGGUGUUACACUUAUAGAAGGCCGGGGGAAGAUUGUGGACCCGCAUACAGUGGAUGUAAAUGGAAAGCUCUAUUCAGCUAAAAAUAUUCUCAUUUCAGUUGGUGGUCGUCCUUUUAUUCCUGAUAUUCCUGGAAGUGAAUAUGUCAUAGAUUCGGAUAUGGCCCUUGAUUUACCUUCAAAACCUACCAAAAUUGCUAUAGUUGGCGGCGGUUACAUUGCUGUUGAGUUUGCUGGCAUCUUCAAUGGCUUGAAAAGCGACGUACAUAUCUUCAUACGGCAGAAAAAACUGUUGAGAGGUUUUGAUGAAGAGAUAAGGGACUUUGUUGGAGAACAAAUGUCGUUGAGGGGAAUAGAGUUCCACACUGAGGAGACUCCUCAAGCUAUAAUUAAGUCAUCGGACGGAUUGCUUUCUCUGAAAACGAACAAUGGAACUGUUGAUGGCUUUUCUCAUGUUAUGUUUGCUACAGGGCGCAAACCAAAUACAAAGAAUUUAGGUUUAGAAGCUGCUGGAGUGAGAUUAUCGAAAAAUGGAGCCAUAGAGGUUGACGAGUAUUCUCGCACUUCUGUACCCUCAAUUUGGGCAGUUGGAGAUGUCACCGAUCGAAUAAAUCUGACCCCAGUUGCUUUGAUGGAAGGAGGUGCAGUGGCGAAAACUCUUUUCGCAAACGAACCAACAAAACCAGACCAUGGUGCCGUCCCGUCUGCAGUGUUUUCUCAGCCACCUAUUGGUCAAGUCGGUCUCACCGAAGAACAGGCAAUUAAUGAAUACAGUGAUAUUGACGUUUACACAGCAAAUUUUCGACCUCUAAAGGCUACACUCUCCGGCCUCUCAGAUCGAGUGUUUAUGAAACUUAUUGUUUGCUCGAAGACAAACAAAGUUGUUGGUCUGCAUAUGUGUGGAGAAGAUUCGCCCGAAAUUAUUCAGGGAUUUGCAGUCGCGAUUAAAGGUGGCUUAUCGAAGGCAGACUUUGAUGCCACAAUCGGUAUCCACCCUACAGCAGCAGAGGAGCUCGUAACUAUGAGAACACCUACGAGGAAGAUCCGUAGCAGUUCUCCAUCAGAGGGAAAGGCAGAUUCUGAUAUCAAAACUGCUGCUGGUGUUUAGCGUUGCUGAUGAAGCGAAUAUUGCCGGAGAGAUCGACGUCGCCGUCGCCGGGAGAGUGUUGUGCAUGAUGAAUGGUACGAGGGAUGUAUAUGAUUUUAUUUAUAUAUAUAUA
Andrographis paniculata is the source of this 1851-nucleotide messenger RNA. Its product is annotated as glutathione reductase, chloroplastic. The transcript has 10 exons. Gene Ontology annotation, molecular function: NADP binding; flavin adenine dinucleotide binding; glutathione-disulfide reductase (NADPH) activity. Lineage: Eukaryota; Viridiplantae; Streptophyta; Magnoliopsida; Lamiales; Acanthaceae. Gene Ontology annotation, cellular component: mitochondrion; cytosol. Gene Ontology annotation, biological process: glutathione metabolic process; cellular response to oxidative stress; cell redox homeostasis. The record is from RefSeq and is a predicted model, not a curated record. Bases 63 to 1739 code for a protein of 558 amino acids.